AUGCGGCUGGACAUGAGCCUCAUCGUCCUGUGCUGUGCCGUGAUCGCAGUGUACGAGGUGCCCUCGGAGCUCUUCCUGGCUCUCAUCGAGCGGCUGCAGGCAGAGAAGCCCGCAUUGGGCCUGCCGGUUGCCAUGACUAGUCUCACCACAGAGCGCCCACCGCCCCGCAAGGCGUUCCCCGACCACUACGACAACCAGUUCGACUUUGUCGCGGAGCCGGUCAACGGCUCGCUAGCCAUCGGCCUCUUCUUCCUCUAUUGCUACUCGUGGGGCAUCAUGCACAUUGCAGAGCGCGGCGCAAUCGCACGCGCGCAACGCAAGCGCCUCGCCCCGACGUGGGCCGCCACCCAGCCGUACACGCACUCGCCGAUCGUCGUUGCGCUGCAUGGGCUCGGCUCCUUCGUAGAGAUGGCCCUUGGCGUCUGUGCCAUCCUCUGGCGCGACGACGCCACCUGGGCCCACUCCGCUGCCAUUCUCGCGCUCGCCGUCAACAUCCCGACGGGUCUGCUCCUCACGCCGCGCGUCGGGAUCAAGCACCUCAUUGUCCCCGUGUUCUGGCUCUGGAGCGUCUGCCGCGCGCUCGAGGCGGUGCGCGUCCUCUACCUCAACGACAAGCUGCUGCCAAACCUUUGGAUCCUCCUCCAAGCGAGAUGUAGCCGAGAUGCAGCCGAGUCGAUGCCGCGCAACGACGAUCGGCGAGUGGGCCCCGCUGUGCGACUGGGGGGCUACUACCUCACGCCGUACUCGUCCAAGGAUGGCGGCCGCGGCGACCUCUUCACGGAGCCGCUCUGCUACAGCUUCACCAUCCUCAUCUCGGGGACCACGGUGGUCGCCUUCGUCUACCCGCCUCACUGUAUCCUCUUCUCCUGCGCCGUCUUCGCCAUCGCCAAGCUGGUGUGGCCUCCGCAGCUCCGCAUCCGCACCCCUGAGGAGGAAAGGCGGUCGAGCGCCGCCUACCCCGUGGGAGAGUCCGCGGCGACCGAUUCCAAGGAGGGCGGCGCGCCGCCAGCAGGGCCUGCUUACUUGCCGCGGGCGCUCUCCGCCAACUCGCUGGCGACGCUGGAGAAGAGUGCGCACACGCCGCUGCUCCUGCACAGCACGUUUGGCGCUGGCUUUGCUGCCGCACUGGCUGGCGUGAUGGCGCGCUCCGCCAGCCUCGGCGAGAAGCCCCUCGCCGCCGUGCUCGAGUGGAUCAGCAAGAUCAAUGCAUUUGGAGGGCGCGAGCACUUCGGCAAGCAGUUCUACGGCGGCGACAACGUCGCGUCGAUGCGGCCGAGCCUCUGCGUGCUCACCUACGUCUGGACCGUCUACUUUCUGCUCAAGGCCUACUACGUCGAGCGCAGGACCGUCAAGCGCGCGCACAAGAAGUUCGUCGCCCACGGCACGAACCACAUCGCGCACUUGCACGGCCUCGGCAGCUCCCUCGAGCUCACCAUCGGCAUGUUCGCCAUCCUGCGGCCCGACAUGCCCUCCCUCGCCUACGUCUGCGUGGCGCUCGCGAUGCUCAUCAACGUCCCCACGGGAUUCCUCAUGACGAAAGGGGUGUUUGGUGUCAAGCAUAUUACCGUGCCCUCUCAGAUGCUGAAUGUGCCCGGCUUUGCCCUCUUUGGAGUCCUCCGCGUCGCCGAGGCGUACCGCACCGUAUUUAUCGACCCAAGGGCCAUGCAGGGCAUGUGGGUCCUGCUGCAGGUUGGUACCAUCGUGCGGCUGCUCGGCUUCUUCGUCCUUCCCUUCUCAUCGGUCGACGGAGCGCGCGGCGACCUCUUCAUCGAGCCCGUCAACUACACGAUCAACAUACUCCUCUCGGGCUACAUCACGGUCGGUUUCGUCUACCCGCCUUUUCUCAACCUGGCAUCGCUCCUCCUCUUCGUCGCCGCUCACCCUUACUACAAGACUGCCCUCUCCGCGCGUCUGCGGCCGUACCUCGCGGGGGAAGAGGUGAACGAGGCCGAGGCGUGGCGCGACACGUGGCGCGACAGCGUUGCGCGCAAGUCGGCGGGCCGCGACUCGGCGACCGCUCGCUAAGCGGCGGCUGCCUCGCGCCGCCGCUCACGUCCCCCUCGUGGUGGGGUCUCUAUUUAGGAGUGCGCCGAUCAGGGUUUGCCCGUGUCGGCGCGGAGGACGGUGGUGCGACUACCUCGGUGCCGUGCUAUGUGCAUGUGUUACGUGUCGUUUGCUAUUGGUGCUGUGCCUGUAGGGCGUUGAGCCAGUGCAGUGUUGUUGGGGCAUGUGCAUCGAUCAUGAAGGAACGUCGAACCAUGAUGCAUGUGCUCUGUGUUGUUUGUUGUGCAUGUGCCAUGUGCGGGUGGUCAGGAGCCGUAUGUAUCUGUGUCGUCCGUCCGUCCGUCCGUCCGGAUCUGCGCGUGCGUGCGUGCGUGCGUGCGUGCGUGCGUGCGUGCGUGCGUGCGUGCGUGCGUGCGUGUGCGCGUCGGCCGUGCGUGGUGCGCGGUGAGCCGCGCCGCGCCGGCCGGUCGCCGGUGUAGCCGGCAUCUUGAGGGUCACUGGGGCAGUGCCCAGUGCGGUAAGCGGUACGUAUAGGGUAUUGACGUUGGCAUCUCUUUGG
Emiliania huxleyi CCMP1516 is the source of this 2563-nucleotide messenger RNA. RefSeq lists its product as hypothetical. The coding region runs from base 1 to 2025 and encodes 674 amino acids. The record is from RefSeq and is a predicted model, not a curated record. The transcript is spliced from 4 exons. NCBI's taxonomy places the organism in Eukaryota, Haptophyta, Isochrysidales, Noelaerhabdaceae.